GAUUUCCCAUUCCUGGCUUCUCUGUCAGCCCAGAGAGACUGAGUGAAGAAGAAAUAUUUCCACACAUACCAGGCUGGCCUUCUGCUGUUUGUCAGUUUUGCUGUCUGUGAUUGUCUGAAAUCAGUUUCCGGUGAGACUCUGGGAAAUGCAGGUACGGAGGCCCGGGUAACAGCUGCCAUCUUCAGGCCUGGGUACCUGCUUUCCCGAGUCUGUGUCUCAAGGCUGUGUGCUCAGACAUGACCAUGUUUGGGCAUAGAGGCUCGUCCCAGAUGGGGACCAAGGGCUGCUUCCCUGGAGACAGGCUGGGACUUUCUGCUGGAUUUCUGUGGCCUUUUUUCGGGUGGGAGUUGGGGGCCAGGCAGAAAGAAACUGUCUGCCAGCCAAAAACCCACAGGGCACAGGGAGACUAAAUGACUGCUGCCCCCAGUGGACAUGGGGAAGAAGCUGGUGAUGGCCCAGAAGCGAGGAGAGACUCGGGCCCUUUGCCUGGGUGUGGCCAUGGUGGCGUGUGCUGUCAUCACCUACUACAUCCUGGGCACGACCGUGCUGCCCCUCUACCAGAAAAGUGUGUGGACCCAGGAAUCUACGUGCCACCUGAUUGAGACCAACAUCAGGGACCAGGAGGAACUGGAAGGCAAGAAAGUGCCCCAGUACCCCUGCCUGUGGGUCAACGUGUCAGCUGUGGGCAGGUGGGCUGUGCUGUACCACACAGAGGACACUCGGGAUCAGAACCAGCAGUGCUCCUACAUCCCAGGCAGCCUGGACAACUACCAGACGGCGCGGGCCGACGUGGAGGAGGUCAGAGCCAAAUUCCACAAGCACCAGGAUUUCUACUGCUUCUCAACGACUCAGGAGAAUGAGACCAGUGUGCUAUACAGGCGCCUGUAUGGGCCCCAGGCUCUCCUCUUCUCCCUGUUCUGGCCUACCUUCCUGCUGACUGGCGGCCUCCUCAUUAUCGCUAUGGUGAAGCUUAACCAGUCCCUAUCCAUCCUGGCGGCUCAGAAGUAGACCCGUCUAGGCCACACCACGGCCUGGACCACAGGGCACAGGGUGGGACCCCAGGGCUGUUCCCUGCUGCCAUUCCCAUGACUACCCCACCUCCCCCCCUGCUCUUCCCUUCCACUCUACCCUGUCUUCUUCACCUGGUUGACCUUUGGGGAAUCCUUUUGUUAAGUCAUUUCCUGCUCAAGAAUAUGCAAUGGCUCCCUAGUGCCUUAGAGGACACAAGAUGGCCAGUUACAGCUCUCUAGUCAACUGACUCAUACUUGUUUCCGACAGUGUCACUGUGUACCCCACAGACAAUGAUGAUUGUUACCUCUGUGCCUGUGUUUUCUCUGUUAGCUCAAAAGGGCUGCCUAUCCCACCCAGGAAGCUGUCCUUAGCAAACCUCAAUUCUUUCUUUGAAUCCCAUAAUAAAAACAAUAGCAGCUCCCCUUU
This is a messenger RNA of Nycticebus coucang (slow loris), 1437 nucleotides long. It is a transcript of the gene KCNMB1, whose product is annotated as potassium calcium-activated channel subfamily M regulatory beta subunit 1. Gene Ontology annotation, biological process: potassium ion transport; detection of calcium ion. Gene Ontology annotation, cellular component: membrane; voltage-gated potassium channel complex. NCBI's taxonomy places the organism in Eukaryota, Metazoa, Chordata, Mammalia, Primates, Lorisidae. The coding region runs from base 433 to 1008 and encodes 191 amino acids. Gene Ontology annotation, molecular function: potassium channel regulator activity; calcium-activated potassium channel activity. The record is from RefSeq and is a predicted model, not a curated record. The transcript has 4 exons.